CGCAUUCUUCCCAUUUUUAUUUUUUUUUCUUUUUGUUAUUUUUUUUUAUUUCUCUUCCUCUUUCUUUCUCCGUUUGCCCACUUUCUUUCUUUCUCUCUCAUCGUCCCAUUUUCUCAACACUUUACAUCACCACCGCCACUCCACGUUUGCAACAACAACGACAACUACCUUUCACUUGCAAUCAUCUCAUCAACAUCUCCACGUCAAGCAGGCGUCUAUAACAGUUGCAUCCGCAUGCAGCCUCUUUUGCUUGUUUCUCCUUCUUCUUUGUAAACAACAACUGGUGAUUGCAAUCAAGCCGGAACCUUGGCCACACAACACCACCAUUUCUCACCACCAACCCACCAGCAACACCCUCGCUUUUGGCUCCCACCAUCAACCACCCAACUUCAGUUAUUCGCGACAAUGCCGCCCAAGAGAGGCCGCCCGUCAAACGCGCAGAGGGAAGCAGAGCGCGGUACUGCAGCGUCAAAGGGAAAGGUGGGCAAAUCAGCGAUCCAUUGAUUUCAUUGAUUGUUUGAGUGAUUGAUGCAUCAGAUGCAAAGUGAGAGAGAGAGAAAGGAAAAUAAAAUGUCAACAUGACAUUUGCAGUUUGACUUUCUGCAUCCAUCCCACACCGAUAUCGAUCGCAUGGACGACAUCAACAUCGAACAUGAAAAAAAAGAAGUAGACAUAUAAUUAGCCAUUGGCUGCUGCUGCUGCUGCUGCUGCUGCCGCUCAGGAGCCGGCGCACUCUCCCAACGGUUCCAUCACCGUGUCUGUCGGUGGUCCAUCUGCCGCUGCCGAGCCUGAGACGGCUAAGCCUGCCAGCAUGAUCACGCCUCGGACAUCCGCCAGUGCCUCGAAGAAAGGCAAGGGCCAGGCACAGCCGGAGACUGCUGCAAAUGCCAAUGCAGAAGAGCCCGACGCCUCCAGCACACCUAAUGCCGUGGACGCAACGACCAACGGCGCCACUCCCAUCGCCACCACCAAGGAAAGCAAAUCAAACAGCAAUGGCACCCCAAAGAAGAACGAUGAGACAGCGCUGGUUGUCACCAGCAACGGUAACAGUGACAUGAUCAUCAGCAAGAACAGCAAGCACAACGACACAACAGCCUUGACCCGAGGCGGUGCAUACACUGCAGCCUCACGCGUCAUCGGCACUGGGUACGAGAACAUUAACAACAUCGAAGAGAUUCAGCUUCGCCAGCUCCACGAGGACAUCGACGCCUACCAGCACGACCUAGCCUUCUGCACCGCCACCCUGGCUUUGCCCGACCUCACCCCCCAGGAAACCCGCACUUUCCAGCUCCGCCAGCUCGAUCUCGGCCACCAGAUCCGCCACAGCCAGCACAAGAUCGAGAAUCUCCAGGUCCAGAUGCGCCGGCAGGGAAUUCCCUUUACCAACUACAGCGCGUCGAGUGGUGGACGGGCGUACACGGCCUCGCUGCUUGCCGGAUCGGGUCAAGUGGCGGGCGUGAAGCGGAGCGGUCCGUCAGAUGAUGACGACGACGGCGGUAAGACCACGGGAUCGGCCAAGAAGGCGAAGCUGACUCCCGAUGAGCCGCAGUUGUUGGACGCAGACGGCGACGAGGCGAUGACCAAUGGCGCCAGCAAGGAGGGGGAGAGGGAGAGAGGCAGCAGUCCUAACGGCAACUCGUCUGGCUCACCCCCACCCCUUCCUCCUUAUGGCACGCCCGGAACCUGGGAGUACAACGUCCCUCUGCACCCUACCUACCAGCAUCCGCAAAACGGUGGCAGCGGCGCCUCACCAACACCAUUCGACGAAGAAACCCAGCAAAACACAGCACUCCAGCGACUCGGUUAUUGGAAGUGUCGCCUGUGCUCAGCACCCAAGUAUCUUUUGGCCGGAACCGGCCGCUCCCCCGCCGCCCCCUGCAAGUGGCCGCUCAAGGACAUCUCCAAGAUGAUUACGCAUUUUACGGAAAUGCACACGGAGCAUAGUCCGGCCGAGCGUUGUUCGGAGCUGGGUUACGCACUCGCUAAAAAUCGGGGACCUUUUGAGUACUGGCUGCGUCGCACGAGGGCGCAGAACGUGGGCGAUGGCGAAAUUAUCGAUGAGAUCAUUGAGACCUUGAUCAACGGCGUGAUGCCACUUACGUUGAGGAGGUUGAGUAGGGCGGCGGCUGGGAUGCCGGCUUAGGUUGGACUUGAGUUUCUUCCUUAUGGGCUGGUUGAUGAGUGAGCAGCUUGAGAAUCAAGGGGAAGUACAUGAAAAGGACAAUAGUGAAUGGAACACACAUAUUUGUGAACCAAGUCACCCGUUCCAGCUUCCAUUCUGGACAGCCCAAGUCUCUUUUUGAGGAGAGAACUAGAUUCUUCCAGCUACAUGGAAGGAAUUCUUCCGUCAUCACUGUGAAGUCAGGGAGGCGUGUGAGACCCCUCUUCAGACUAUUGGAGUAGACAUGGUCUUCAGAUUCUUCGUACUUUCAUUCUGUUGGCCACAAAGGGUUCGUCCGAAAUUUCGAAAGUGCGAUGCGAUGGAACGAACUGAGAGGACUGCGACUCGGCUGGGAUGUACCUAUGGGGAGCGGAGGAUGCGGACACAAGUCCAACCGACACAGGGACGUUGGUGAGGCUGACCGGAAAAUGUUUUACCUACCCUGGGAGGUUUUGUUGUCAGGCAGCCUGUACAUGAUGACGAACUAUGGCAUGGCGUGUGUACAUGUAUUCGAACAUCGGGGGUUCUGUUGUAGAUACCAUCUCUUUCGGAAGAGCCAAGCGACCAUCAGCUAUGAGCUAUCAAAAGCAAUGAAGUAUAAUCAGACCAACGUAACCAAAAUAUG
Molecule: messenger RNA, 2786 nt
Organism: Neurospora crassa OR74A
Lineage: Eukaryota; Fungi; Ascomycota; Sordariomycetes; Sordariales; Sordariaceae
Exons: 2
Coding region: 812-2143 (443 amino acids)
Source: RefSeq, a predicted model, not a curated record